CAAGAGGAUGAGCGGAUGUUUGACAGCACGCAGGGAGGCGACACAUCAAGUUGUUUUAAAGCAGAGCUGAUCGGGAUCUGAGCGGCGGAGUGGCGGAGCGUCCCAGGACCGAGGCGUCCGUGAAGGUAGCACUAGCAGCAGCAGCUGGACAUGCUGCAGACAGCAGCCUCUGAGGUGCAGGUCUGGGUUAUUGACGUCCUCGGGGUCCUAGCACCAGUGUGAUUGGUUCCUCAUGCGUCACUUCCGCUGCUCACGUGGAUCCAGGACUCUCUCACCCUACAAGUUAUCCCGUUCCUGUUUGGAUCUCUGCAGCUGUCAGUGCUCAACACGUACUUCUGGUGAGUGAGGGGUUGUUCCUCCCGGGUUCGGCUUGAUCUCCACCAUGGCAGGGGAUCUCUUCAGCCCCCCGUCCCCACUCGGGGAUUCCCUACUGGACAGUCCGCUGUGUGGAGAUCUGAUGGACGAUCUUCGGGACAUCUCCCAGUCCAUGGGAGAUGACACGCUGGAGUUUGACUUCCCGGUGUACCAGAGCACCGGCUCGGGGUCCGAGAGCUCCAUCGCGCUGGACACCCUGACCCCGGCCUCCAGUCCGUCGUCGGGGGUGUGCGGAGCAGAGCCCGGCCCAGAGGAGAGCUUCAGCCCCCUCAACCUGGAGUGCAAGGUGUGCUCGGACAAGGCCUCGGGCUUCCACUACGGGGUGCACGCCUGCGAGGGCUGCAAGGGUUUCUUCAGGAGGACCAUCAGGCUGAAGCUGGAGUAUGACAAGUGUGAGCGCAGCUGCAAAAUCCAAAAGAAGAACCGCAACAAGUGCCAGUACUGCCGAUUCCACAAGUGUCUCAAUGUGGGCAUGUCCCACAACGCCAUCCGGUUUGGUCGGAUGCCUCAGGCGGAGAAGUUAAAGCUCAAGGCAGAAUGCAAGAUGGUGGAGAACGAAGUUUCAAGCCCCAUGCUGGCCGACGACAGGAUUCUGGUCGGGCAGAUCCACGAAGCCUACAUGACGAACUUCAACAUGAACAAGGCGAAAGCUCGGCUCAUACUCACCGGAAAGACCAGCAAGCCGCCUUUCAUCAUUCACGACAUGGAAACGUUCCAGCUGGCGGAGAGGACGUUAGCGGUCCAUGUGAUAAACGACGACGGCCCGGAGCCCGAGAGCAGCCUUCAGGCUGGGGAGGUGGUCCUGGCGGCGGGGUGUGGGGAGCUCCAGCAGAGGGAGGCUGAAGCCCGGCUCUUCCACUGCUGCCAGAGCACCUCGGUGGAGACGGUCACAGAGCUGACGGAGUUCGCCAAGGCAGUGCCGGGCUUCCAGAGCCUGGAUCUGAAUGAUCAGGUGACUCUCUUGAAGUACGGCGUUUACGAAGCCCUCUUCACCCUCCUGGCCUCCUGCAUGAACAAAGACGGCCUCCUGGUGGCCCGCGGUGGAGGCUUCAUCACUCGAGAGUUCCUCAAGAGCCUCCGGCGGCCAUUUAGCGACAUGAUGGAGCCCAAAUUCCAGUUCGCCACACGCUUCAACUCCCUGGAGCUGGACGACAGUGACCUGGCUCUUUUUGUGGCAGCCAUUAUCUGUUGCGGAGAUCGGCCAGGCCUGGUGGACGUGCCUCUAGUGGAGCAGCUGCAGGAGAGCAUCGUCCAGGCACUCCGGCUCCACCUGCUGGCCAACCACCCGGACGACAACUUCCUCUUCCCCAGACUGCUGCAGAAACUGGCCGACCUCCGGGAGCUGGUCACCGAGCAUGCUCAGUUGGUGCAGGAAAUCAAGACGACAGAGGACACGUCGCUGCACCCGCUCCUGCAGGAGAUAUACAGGGACAUGUACUGAGGACAUGAACCAUGAACAGGGUUAUUAGAAUAUUUAAAACUGGACGUCCAUAGAUACUGAUGCUAUCAUGCAUAUCAAUGUACUGUAAGUAGCUUAUUGUGCAGCUGUUCUGAGUGCACACUGCUGUGAUCUGCAGUGGUUGCCUGUGACUUUAAAACUUCCUACUGGAACAAAACAUAAAUGAGAUUAUAUUGGGGGGAAAGGCAGCUCUUGUAGGCGGUGAGGCUGCUUCCAUGAAAGGGGACACAGUGGGGAACAAAAAUCUUACACCAUAGAUGUGUAGAUAUUUUUUUAAUGCAUUGAUAUGAGAUUGGGUCCUGGAUGCCAGAUUUUACUCUACAGACUGAACAAAAGCUAAAUAGGGAAUAGACUUUGCAAAUUUGCAUAUUUAAAAUACCCGGACAUGACGGCUGAAUUAUGGUAAAAGAAGCUAGAGAACAUUUAUAAUCUUUGAGGCAACUGAAAUGUUGGUUGUGCAACUCAAUACCAGACAUAUUCCUAAUAUUUUGGAUAUUUAGAGCAUAUGAUAUAUUCAUUUAAGUCAUUUGGAUGUGGUUAAUAUCAUUGUCAUACUAGUGCCUUAUUGAAAUGGGCCACAUCUCCCUCUACCAUUUUGAGAUUAGUAGUUGAAGAAACGCCUGCAUCAGUAUUCACAAAGUGCCAUAAUGUGUCAAUGCCAUAGCUCAUAUUUCCUCUAUUUUGAUCACUGUAUACAUUGCAAUGAACUAAAAGUAACUUUAUUUCCACUGUAAGCAGCCAUCAUUUGAAAAUAUUGUAAUUUAAUGUGUAAUAUAUUUUAAUAAUUCUUUAUUCUACUGCUAAAAAACCAACACAAUAGCUCACCUUACCUACUUUUUUUUUUUUUUUUACAAAAGCUGCCAUUAAGGCACCUUAUUGGCCGGCGGAAUAUUUUGACCACAAACGCAAUAAUCCGUUAAGCUGGUUUUAUGAUUUAUUUUGUAAAUAUAACAAGAAUGUGGUGACCACAGUGAAAGUGGUAAAAACAGACCUCAACAAAGAGGAGCUGGUCGCCUCAUUUGCUGUACUUACACUCCACCUCCCAGUGUAGUAUCGAAACACUGGUUCUUGUCAUAAUGAUAUAUAUUUUUUAUCAUGUAGUGUACAAUAAAAAAAAUGCAUUUGCUGUUUCAAUAAUUAUGUCAUGUGGUAGUUUAAAAUAAACUAAUAUAUUUAACUUGUA
This is a messenger RNA of Sebastes umbrosus (honeycomb rockfish), 3017 nucleotides long. RefSeq names its product peroxisome proliferator-activated receptor alpha a (gene pparaa). Lineage: Eukaryota; Metazoa; Chordata; Actinopteri; Perciformes; Sebastidae. Gene Ontology annotation, molecular function: RNA polymerase II cis-regulatory region sequence-specific DNA binding; nuclear receptor activity; zinc ion binding. The transcript has 9 exons. Gene Ontology annotation, biological process: regulation of lipid metabolic process; negative regulation of transcription by RNA polymerase II; hormone-mediated signaling pathway. The record is from RefSeq and is a predicted model, not a curated record. Gene Ontology annotation, cellular component: nucleus. Bases 383 to 1816 code for a protein of 477 amino acids.